AUCGGCGGCGUUGUUAUUGACGCCAUAUUGGGGCCGGCGGCGGGUGGAAGAGUCGUACAGUGGAGGGAGAAGCGGCUGGACGUGUUCGGUGGCGCUCCUGCCGCCACCGCCACCUCUCAAUCCCGCCGCAUCGACCGACGCUCUCUAGCUUCUGACGCUGCUUGGGCGUCUUAGGAGCCGCGUUGCAGCCUCACACCUCACGGGGCUGGUUUCGACUUCUGAAGGAGCCGGUCUCCGCGCAGGAGCGCCUCAGGCGCGGCUCAAAGCCCGAACGGACGGCGGGGGCGGCCGGAGCCUCUCCCGGGGGAGCCGCGCCUGAGGAGGCGGAAGAGCCCCCCCCACGACGCGGCUGGCGUGAGCCGCCGCCACCGCCCCUCCCGCCCUCGCCCCGGCCGGCCCGGGCCACUGCCCCUGCCGCGGAGGCAGCAGCGGCGGCGGCGGCGGCUCUGCUCCCCUUGCCGGCGCUCCGCCACCCGCCUUUCCGCUCUUGAGCCGGUCGGUUAGGCUCUUUUCGGGGCCCCACUCUGCCCCCCUUCCCUCGUCCUCCCCUCCCCGACCCCACACGAGCCCGGCGCCCCGGCCAUGGCGUGCGGAGCCACUCUGAAACGGACUCUGGAUUUCGAUCCUCUGCUGAGCCCGGCGUCCCCGAAGCGGAGGCGAUGUGCGCCAUUGUCGGCGCCCACCUCGGCCGCUGCCUGCCCGUCGUCGGCCGCCGCGGCCACCGCCGCCUGCUUCUCGGCCGCCGCCGCCUCGCCGCAGAAGUAUCUCCGAAUGGAGCCAUCUCCCUUCGGCGACGUCUCCUCCCGCCUCACCACAGAACAAAUUCUGUACAACAUAAAACAAGAGUAUAAGCGCAUGCAGAAGAGAAGACAUUUAGAAACUAGUUUCCAACAGACAGAUCCAUGUUGUACUUCUGAUGCACAGCCACAGGCAUUUCUCCUCAGCGGACCAGCUUCACCAGGGACUCCAUCAGCAGCCUCCUCACCAUUAAAAAAAGAGCAGCCCUUAUUCACUCUACGGCAGGUUGGGAUGAUCUGUGAACGUUUAUUGAAAGAGCGUGAAGAGAAAGUUCGAGAAGAGUAUGAAGAAAUAUUGAACACAAAACUUGCAGAACAAUAUGAUGCAUUUGUGAAGUUUACGCAUGAUCAAAUAAUGCGACGAUAUGGAGAACAGCCUGCUAGUUAUGUUUCAUGAAUCAUGUUUUCUGCAUUUGUGGGCUGCCUUGUUCCUUGUUGAGUCGUUGCAAGAGGUCCCAGUUACGACAUGCAGCAAUGCCAGUACCCCCUGUGAAUACAGGUUGUUUCAAGCUUUCCUCAGUGGCAACCACUCCUAGGCAGCAACCGGUUUUGGAAAUUUCCUUGAUGUCAGUACCACUCGGAUGUGGACCUUUGCUACCUGUAUUAAUGCCAGUGGCCUCAUUUGCUGUAUCAUUACAAUUUGGCUUCUUAUAUUAAUGUUUGGAAAGGAUUAAAGCUGGUAUUCAAAGAACAUGCCCUUCACUGGUUGUGUAAAUAAAACUGUAGAAUGACAAUUCA
Messenger RNA from Physeter macrocephalus (sperm whale), 1535 nucleotides. RefSeq names its product akirin 2 (gene AKIRIN2). Lineage: Eukaryota; Metazoa; Chordata; Mammalia; Artiodactyla; Physeteridae. Bases 583 to 1194 code for a protein of 203 amino acids. The transcript is spliced from 5 exons. The record is from RefSeq and is a predicted model, not a curated record. Gene Ontology annotation, cellular component: nucleus; chromatin. Gene Ontology annotation, molecular function: transcription coregulator activity. Gene Ontology annotation, biological process: positive regulation of innate immune response; positive regulation of transcription by RNA polymerase II.